CAACCACCUACUUUGCAGCGACACCAAAUCAGCGCAGCUAUGCCAAUGCAGCGCGAAGCCACGUAGUGUCACGCGGUGGUGUUGGGAAGGGCAGUACAUCACCAACGAGCCCGAAGAGGAGCAGGUGCCUUAAUGGAAACCCUAGUAGAAACAACGUACUCAGGAACGCUCUCCACAACGCCGCUUCGCAGGCAGCCUUGCAGUGCAAUCGGACGACCUCUGCCGCAGGAGCGCAGUGCGCGCAGCUGCACGUGGCAAGCACAGCUGCCAGCUCAUACCCGUCCGUUUACGAUCCAUCGAUCGGCCCAACGCCCUCUAUGGCGUCGAACAUGUCGAUGACCGCAUGGAGAAACCGACUCGCAACUUCAAGUCAUGCUGGCAGCACGGCGUCGGCACGUCGACCAACAUAUAACCAGGUUUGUCGAGCCUCGAACCUGACCCGCAAGAACUUCUGGAAGGGCGACGUAAUUGCAGUCCCCUUCCACACACCUUGCACUGAUCCCCAAGUCGACCCUGAGACAGAUGUUGCGUGGUCGAUGAGCAUGCAAGGACCGGUCUACUCUAAACGACGCAUGGUGGUCAUCUUAUGGAUACACGAACGUGACAUGUUCUGUCUACCACUUUUUACGUCCAACAAGUCGAGCCUGCGGAAUAAGAGUGAGCGAAUUAAGCACGAGUACGUCUCCGUGGCGAAUCAGGGGAAGCCACAUGUCAAUCAAGGCCAUUACCCACCAGUCGAAGUCGUCGCUAUGAAAAAGCCGUUGCACGAAGACAGUAUUAUUCACCUAGCCGGCGGCGUGAGAGUGGGUUGUAACGAGGAUAUCACAUGGGCGGGCCGAAUGACGAAGGAUGGCUACACUGCCGUCUUGAAGCUCUGGCAGGAUCUGAGCGAGCAUGCGCAAGCCGAGCCAUGGCGUACUUGAUUGGUACCAUAGCCUUCGGAGUAAAUAGAAGUGCCUGUAGCGUUCAAGAUCCCCGCCAGGUAUUGCUCCGCAUCAUUGGUGG
Messenger RNA from Baudoinia panamericana UAMH 10762, 1005 nucleotides. RefSeq lists its product as uncharacterized. The record is from RefSeq and is a predicted model, not a curated record. NCBI's taxonomy places the organism in Eukaryota, Fungi, Ascomycota, Dothideomycetes, Mycosphaerellales, Teratosphaeriaceae. The transcript has a single exon. The coding region runs from base 318 to 923 and encodes 201 amino acids.